CGGAAGCGGCCGGCCCACCAUGGCGGCUCCUUCACGGUGGCCUCAAGGGCUGCUUGUGGCCCUGCGGUUCCUGCCCGCGCGCCGCGCUCUGCACGACGCGACCCCAGCGCGAGACGUGCUGCUCUUCGAGCAUCAGCGGGGUCGCUUCUUCGCCGUCCUCGGGCUCUUCUGCGCCGGCCAGGGCAUCUUCUGGGCCUCCCUGGCCGUGGCAGCUUGGUCUGCACCCCCGGCUCGGGCGCGACCCCUUGAUGCAGAGGCCCCAGAUCGCGGCCGUUUGGACCUGCGCGCUGUGCUCUGGCGCUACGGGCUGGCGGUCGGCUGCGGUGCCAUCGGGACCCUGGUACUGGGUGCUGGCCUUCUCUUCUCUCUCCGAUCUGUGCGUUCAGUGAUACUUCGAGCAGGAGGGCAGCAGGUGACCCUGACCACUCAUGCCCCUUUUGGCUUGGGGGCCCAUUUCACCGUCCCCUUGAACCAGGUAUCCUGCAUGGCCCACCGAGGAGAAGUCCCUGCCAUGCUGCCUCUGAAGGUCAAAGGCCGUCGCUUCUAUUUCCUCUUGGACAAAGCUGGACACUUCCCCAAUGCUCAGCUCUUUGACAACACUGUGGGUGCCUACCGGAGCUUGUGAAGAAACCACCUUGGGUCAUUCACCCCCUCCUAGAGGGAGAUUUAGAAAAAAGGAAAAAAACAAAACAACCUUAUGGAUGGGGUGACAACAGGGUCCCGAAAGGGAACCUAAAAUUCAACAGUAACAAUUAAAAGAGGAGUUGUCCAAAGGGAAUCUGCCCGAUCCAUGCCUGUUUAGCCUUCACUCCUUCCUACCACCUACUUGUUUUAAUAUCAAGAACACAAUGCCAAGAUGAAGAAAGUAAUGUAAUAUUUUGGUACAAAACAGCUAUAGGAAGAAGGUGGAGAGGGGCCUGUUACCUUUCCCUCCUGGAGGGAAAACUGAGGCUUUCAGCACAAACAGGGCUGUGUGGGGACAAGAGGAUUACAGGCACUUGGGCACAAAGUCUUUGGCUGCAGAAUGCACUCUGGUUACUCUUCAGGAAUGGGAUGCGCGUGGCCCAACAAGAACAUCUGUCUCAGAGCUCCACUCAGGGUCUCCCCUCUCCAGAGGCCGGUAUGGGGUGGCUUCGGACUUCCACUGCAUGACCUGGAGCACCAAGACCACACACCACAACACCAGAUUCACCCAUGAAGAGGUCUGCGGGAGACAGAACAGGAAUGUGAGGAGUCAUUCCAUCUCAGAUCCAGUCCUUCCACCCCCACACCAGUCUGCCAGGCUGACAAGCCCCUCAGCUCCUCUUAGCUUGUCAGUGGUGGGCCAAGCUUAUGUCCAUUGGCGAGCACCCUUAUAGCUACUUGUAUGAAUCUUUCAGUGUGUCUCUGGGUCUCACUUCAGCAUUGUGUAGGUUGGAGUAAAACUGCAAAGCUGUUCCAGGGGGUGUCCAUGGGAUUUUCUGAGCUUCAGAGCAGCUGUGAGGUCAAAGAGACAGUUAUGAGAAAAGAAGGGAGAUAUACCCUAAGCACACCUGUACCCAUGUGUCCUUUAAGGUGGAGAGCAACAGACAGGGUUAAAAUGAGAGGUUACAGGACUUACCCUCUGCAGCCAGGCUUUCCUCUCUCCCUCCCCCAUUACCUAAUUGUACUGUUUAGGGAGAUGAUGGAAUUGCAGAAAGAUCUGGUGCCAAAUCGAAGGAUACAGGCAGACACUAAGACCAGGAAGACGGCUAUAGCUGAGAUGGCCAGUGCAACGCGGAGCCCUAUGAGACCUCUGGGGGAGAGAACAAACUUCGUGAUUGAGAUAAGCUUCAACCCACCUCAGCCCCUGGUCCCUGGGGUGGGGCAUUCACCUUUGUGAGUCCUCGAUGCAGCUGCUGUAGACCCAGAAGAGCAGAAGCAGGAGGCAGUAGAGGGCCAGGAAGCCAGAAGCCCCAGCCACAAAGUAGCAGAGGGAUGGGGCCGCGGGAUGGGAUAAGGCCAGGGUGGAGCCAUUCAGGGCGGUCACACCAUACAACGGACAGCUACCCCUGAAGGAGCCCUGUGGAGAGAAGCUGCUAAUUCUCAGAUUUCAGUCAGUGCCUCAGGAUGCAGGUUCCCGGCAGGUGUUAGGAAUAACUAGGCCAGGGCCACAACAGAAGUUAGGUGUGCAUUGUUAGUUCCUAUUUUUGGGAAACUGACAGCCUGUCUGGGAACCAAAACCCGCAGUGGCCAGAAUGAUCAGGAAGUAGGCAGUGGUUAUAGAACACAAAGAGCUUCAGAAGUCUCACAAAUUUUGGUUGAACUUCGUGCAGAAAUCCUAGAGUAAGCCCAAACCUUGUGUAUCUUCAACUAGUACCUCCAAUGUUUUCUACUCUGUAGGAGGCACCCUAGUGCCUGCUUUGCAGUGAUUUAAUAUUCCCACGUUAACAAGAUUGCCUAGCAGCAGUAGACAAUUCAAGUUUCACAGGGCUGUUCUGUCACUUAACAGAGUCCCAAGUGUGGCUGCUAGAUCAUCUUCACUACGCUGCUUCCCUUCUCGGAUAGCUCAGCACGAACGGCUGCCGGUCCAUCCAUGGACGCAGGACCUGGGCUGAGGUCUCAGAACCAGGGGUCACGCGGAGGGAAGCACUGGCUCUAGGUGGUGCGGCACGACGCUCCCGGCGUCCGGUCACUGUCUAGGGAACGCCUCGGUAGGACCCGGCCGGGUCGAGCCAGAGCACGAGCGUCGUUGCAUUUCGGCCGCAGACUGGCGGCCCCCGGCCCCCCGCCCGGGCCCGCCCGCGCCCGCCCGCAGCCGCACCUGGGUCCGGGUGAGCGCCGCGGCCGCCACAGCGCCGCACAGGAAGGCGGCGGCGAACAGCGCGAGCUCGACGCGCUGCAGCCAGGGCAGCGCCAUGGCGCCCAGGCCCCGGGAGGCAGCGCCGCGGAGCCGGCCGCCCAGCCCCGCCUCGUCCGGCGCGACCCAGGGACGCGGAGCCACCACUUCCGGGCGCGACAUUUAUUUGGGAGGCGGGGACGGCAGCCUCAGAGCGGCAGGUACAGCGAGUAGUCCGAGAGCGCCCAGCGACGGGCCGGGCGGCCGGUGCGGCCGAUCAUGGGCAGCUUCUGCACGUAGCGGGAGGCCGGGCCCGGCCCGUAGGGCGCGGGGAAGGCGGUCUGGAAGAGGCGCCCGCGGCAGCGUCGCCCCGCCUGCCGCCCGGCGAUGAUGAAGCGGAAGUGCGGGGCGCCGCGCGGGGCGAAACGGCUCUUCUGGAAGACGUCGCGCGUGCCGGCGCCCGGGCCCUGCUGCCGGGGCGGACCCCGCGCCCGGUGCACGCGCGGCAGCGGCCUGCCCUCCGGGGGCGCGGGCGCCGAGGCCGACGGGGGCCCGCCGCCGCCCCGCGGGCUCUCGUCGCCCUGCGGGCUGACCACCGCGCUGGCCGUCAGCUGCGGCAUUUUCCGCACCGAGUCCGGGGCGGCCGCCGGCUCUUUCUUCUCCCCGGGCGGCCUCGGGGCGGUGGGCGCAGGCUGGCCCGUGCCGAAGCGGAUGGCCAAGCUGUCACCGAAGAAGGCGUAGAGCUCCCGGUAGAUGUCCGCCAGGGUCACUGAAGGAAAGGGGUCUUCAGGCCCCGCUCCCCCGGGUGGCAGCGGGAGGCCAGACCCAAAGCCUGGCUCCGCACCGCCACCGGAGGGCGACUCCUGCAGGAGAAGGCUGUCCCAAGGCAGGUCCUCGGAGCGCCGGAGUCCCCUGCCGCCUAGGCCGCCCGCGCUGGGCUCUGCUGCCUGCGCCUUCAUCUUCAGCAGUCGCUCCACGGCCACCUGUAGGAGCCAGGGACUGCGAUGAACCUGAGCCCGUCAGGUACUCCGCAGGAAGCGUGCCGAGCUCAUGCCGGGAAGGGAGGUUGGAAGGGGCUGAUACUCACCAAAAUGGCUCCGUAAACUUUGUGUCCAUCUGCUUUGACCUGGGCAUUAGAUACAGAAUAAUCAUCCAGUACAGCCUGCAGGUUUGUCCAGUAGGUAGACAGGUGUGGGUACAGGACUCUUUCUACUGCCUAGAAAGAAGAAAUGCAAUAAGCGCUUCUUUGUUGUGUUGCUUACUGCCUUUCAAGUACCCUUUCCUAGGAAAGACCUAAUUUUAUCUCUGAUCCUAGACAGGGCUCAGUUCUCCUAUAUUCUGAUUGGGAGAGUCAACCAACGUUUAUUUGGAACCUGCUAUAUGCCCAAGGCUUUGCUAAGCAAUGGGGAUUAAGAUUUAAGUCAGACAAUAUGAAGUGACCCCACCAUUACUGCCACAUUUGCCAGAGGCUAAGACGGCAUAAGUUACAAUCAUUGCUAGCGACACAGAUUAAGGGUUUGCAGACUACAGUGAACACAAUCAUUAGACAAGUUCUGUUCUCAUUUAGAUGUAAAGUGUAAUUUAAACCAUCUGCACAAAAACACCAGAGACACAGACUCUAUACAAUUUUAAAUCUUGUAAUUAAUUUGGGGAAAUACAAUUAAGACUUCACAGAGGAAAUGACAUUUGUUGGAUAAGGCACAUUUUGGUCAUGUGUGCACAGCAUGAAUAUUUGAAGAUGUUGACAAAACUCAAAAUUCCUAGAAAAACUAUAACUUACUGCUGACUCACAAGAAAUAUGAAAGUUAAAAUAUUUGAAAGACAUUGAAACAGUGGUUAUGUUACAAAGAAAACCAUGCCAAAAUUUACAAAGGUCUACCCAAAAAAAAGUAAAAAAAGGUUAUCUCAAUUUAUAAAAACAAAUAUUUAAAAAACUAAUCUUUGCUGCUUCAUUCUGUGUGGCCAAUACAAUCCUGAUGCUAAACCUGGACAAUACAUGAGAGAAACAUAAUUGAUUUAACUCAAUAUAAAUACUUUUGCUGGGCAUGGUGGCACGUGCCUGUAAUCCCAGCAGCUGGGGUGGUUGAGGCAGGAGGAUCAUGAGUUCAAAGCCAGCAACCUAAGUGAGGCCCUAAGCAACUUGGUGAGACCCUGUCUCAAAAUAUAAAAUAGGGCUGGAGAUGUUGCUCAGUGGUUAAGCACCCCUGAAUUCAAUCCUGGUACCAUAAUAAGUAGAUAAAUAGUUUUAAACUUUAGCAAACCCAAUAGUAUAAACGUUUUGGGUUUUCUUUAAGACUAAACCAUGGCCAAGUUGAGUUCAUCCUAGAAAUGUAACAAUAGAUAUCAAAAAAUCCAGUUGGUGUGGUGGUGUGCACCUAUAGUCCCAGCUGCUCAGGUGGAUGAAGGAGGAUGAUCACUUGAGCACAGGAGUUCAGUGCCAGCCAGCCUGAACAUAUGGUGAGACUCCAUCUCAAAAAUACAACAAAACAACAAAAAUUAGGGUUUAGCUCAAUGGUGGAGAACUUGCCUAACAUGCCUGAGGCCCUGGGCUCCAUCCCCAGUACUGGGAGAAAAAAUAUAUAUCCAUAAUCACAAUGGCAGAUAAAAGCAGAAAAAUCUUAGGAUCAUUUGAAAAGCAGCACAGAGCCAGGUGCCGUGACAAUCCUAUAAACUCACCUACUCAAGAGACUGAGGCAGGAGGAUCACAGUUGCCUCAGCAACUUAGCGAGGCCCUAAGAAACUCAGUGAGACUCUGUCUAAAUAAAAUACAAAAAGUGGGUGGGGAUGUGCCUUAGUGAUUAAUGCCCCGGAGUUCAAUCCUUGUUACCAAAACUAAAUAAAUAAGAGCGGGGGCUGGGGUUGUAGCUCAGUGGUAGUGCUUGUCAAGCACAUGUGAGUCCCUGGGUUUGAUUCCCAGCACCACAUAAAAAUAAUAAA
Molecule: messenger RNA, 5734 nt
Organism: Sciurus carolinensis (gray squirrel)
Lineage: Eukaryota; Metazoa; Chordata; Mammalia; Rodentia; Sciuridae
Gene: Tmem223
Product: transmembrane protein 223
Exons: 2
Coding region: 20-625 (201 amino acids)
Biological process (GO): nervous system development
Cellular component (GO): mitochondrion
Source: RefSeq, a predicted model, not a curated record